This is a messenger RNA of Leptopilina heterotoma, 2092 nucleotides long. RefSeq names its product transmembrane protein 181. The transcript is spliced from 13 exons. Gene Ontology annotation, molecular function: toxic substance binding. The record is from RefSeq and is a predicted model, not a curated record. Lineage: Eukaryota; Metazoa; Arthropoda; Insecta; Hymenoptera; Figitidae. The coding region runs from base 375 to 1973 and encodes 532 amino acids.
UUUUUCAAAAAAAAAAAAGAAAAUUUUCUUCUUUUACCGGGAAGAGCGCUAGUUUCGUUAUAAAAGUGAAAAUAAAUGUAAGCAUAUAUAGAGGAGUAAAAAUCAAUAAUGUGCGCCGUUAAGUCUGAGUACUGUUCGGUACCUUAUUGAUACACAGUGCACAUUAGAGUUUAUAACACACGGGAAGUUCUCGCGAGUAAAUAGAAGCAAAUAAGUAAAAAGAUUUUUUUUAACAAAUUGGUGACAAUUAUCAGUCGCCAAUAUCAAGAAAAUGUUAAUUUUUUCAUCUCCAGUUUUACAAAAUGGAUAAAUAAUCUUUAAUUUAGGGGAAAAAACAAAAACAGUGCCAAGGGCAAUUUUCACAGAAGAGGACAAUGAAAAUGAAAAUGGGAAGUCCGAAUUUAGGAUAUUCCUAUCAUCUUCCAUCGGCUGGGUGGAAUCUCAAGGUUAGAAAUGCACUAUCACAGUGCAGUGAUAUUUUUAGUGAAUUUAAUAAAUACAUUGCACCUGCGUAUCAUCACGACAGAUGCGAAAGAUCAGUUCAAAUGCGAUUGUAUUCGAUGCACAAGAGGGAAUUUGUCAUGGUUUUCGUGGCUUUCUUCGCUUGCUUUGGAUUAUCGGUAUUUAUUGGACUAACAGGACCUCCGAUAACUUCAACGACACCAGAAAAGGCCCAUCCAAAUGGCAGUGAAAUGCCGAAUGGACCAUUUAUUAUGAAAACUCCACCUCUCUCAACGUACAGUCAACAACUUUGGAUUAUUGCUAAAUUAUCCACAUUAAAUAGCGAUGACGAGAGGUAUGACAAAAGUUUUCAAGUGAGCGUUUCUAUAGACGGAAUCACGACCGAUCGAAAAUUAGAUCCAGUAUUAACUGCAGAAUCGGGGCAUAAUAGAACACGACAUUUAAAGUGUGAGAGGCAAAAUUGUGAGGAAUUUGUAAUUGCCCAUCUUGGAUUUCUUCACUUUAGUCAUUAUAUUAUAACCGUACGAUUCUAUGGACUCGAGAGUUUCCAUCAACGUUACACGAUACGAAAUCUCACAUUCUACUUUAAAAAUUACGAUCCUGAUUUCACGCAAAUUGAAAUUUGGUUCAGAUUAAUAUUUCUUCUGGCCACAUUCGUAGUGACGUGUUGGUUUGGGCAUUCCUUGAGGAAAUAUCAAUUGCACGAUUGGUCAAUUGAACAAAAGUGGAUUUCCAUUCUUUUGCCGCUUCUUAUUCUCUACAAUAAUCCAUUAUUUCCGUUAAUAUUUUUGGUGAAUUCAUGGAUUCCGGGAAUGUUGGACGCAGUUCUUCAGACAACAUUUCUUUGCGCUAUUCUAAUGUUCUGGCUCUGUGUUUAUCACGGUUUGCGACAGAACGAGAGGCGAAUAGCAACAUUUUAUUUGCCAAAAUUAUUAAUCGUUGGAUUAUUAUGGGGAGCUGGUCUCACACUCGCAACUUGGCUCAGAUGCACAGAACUUGAGGACCCGACGUAUAAUUAUAUUCUCGACACUUCAAAUUAUUACGGAUUCAAGGUAUUCUUUCUGACGAUGGGAGGAAUUUACGGGGCUUAUCUUCUUUUACUUAUUCUACGAGCGUACAGCGAAUUGCGAUCGAUGCCAUACUUUGAUCUUCGAUUGAGAUUUUUGACCCUAUUAGCGGCGGUUGUCAUUGGAAUUUGCGCUUUAGUCACAGCCAGAAAAUUUGGAGCUGGAGUAUUUGAGGACAGUUUUGCGUCUCGUCUUUCAACGUAUUAUCACACUUCCGCCCAAUUUAUGGCCCUCUAUGGCCUAUUGAAUUUCUAUCUCUAUACAAUGGCUUAUGUUUAUGCGCCCGCUCUCCAACAAGUUUAUGGGCAACAUUCAUCAAUAACAAAGGAUAAUCCAUCUUUUUCGAUGAUAAACGAUUCGGACGAGGAAGUAAUUUACGGAUCAGAUGAAGACAGUCGACGUCCAUUGACACGAGCACCUAGAAAUACAGACGACAGUGAUUAGACAGUGAUUAUUUAAAGAAAAACAUUUCAUUUCUUUUCAUUCGACAAGAUUUUUUAUUAUCUUUACUAAAUUUUAUUAUUUAGAAAACGAAUUAAGUUUUUUCAAAGUAUUUAAAUCAA